This is a messenger RNA of Larimichthys crocea (large yellow croaker), 1198 nucleotides long. RefSeq names its product survival motor neuron protein. The transcript has 9 exons. The record is from RefSeq and is a predicted model, not a curated record. Gene Ontology annotation, biological process: mRNA processing. Bases 82 to 966 code for a protein of 294 amino acids. Lineage: Eukaryota; Metazoa; Chordata; Actinopteri; Sciaenidae. Gene Ontology annotation, cellular component: nucleus; cytoplasm. Gene Ontology annotation, molecular function: RNA binding.
CUCUUUGCUCACAUCCGGUCAAGUCGCAGGUGUAGUGGCGGUUAAAUCUUGACGUCAGAGGUUGACGUUUAAUCUGCAGUCAUGACGGAACCGACGGAGGAGCCGGGUCACCACGGAACCACCGAACCGGUGUUCACGGAGGCGCGAGACGUCACCUGUCUGACGGAAACGUUUGAAAAGACCGUGAACGUCUCACAGGACGGAGGGCUGAGUGAGGAGACAGACAGGCUGGAAGACAGACAGCAAGACGGACAGAGAGACAGACAGGCAGUGUCUCCAGAGUCAAAGUGGGUGGUGGGCUCUCAGUGUCUGGCGGUGUGGUCGGAGGACGCUCAGGUGUAUCCGGCGACGGUGUUGUCUGUGGACGGAGAGCGCUGCAGGGUCUGUUUCCAUGACUACGGCAACGAGGAGGAAGUGGAACUGAGCACGCUCAGACAGUCAGACACUGCUACACAGAGACAAAACUCCCAGGACUGGAAACCUGGUUCUCAGUGUCGAGCUGUGUACUCAGAGGACGGUCUGGUUUACCCGGCUGUGGUUCUGUCAGUCAAAGGUCAACGCUGCCGUGUUCGGUUUGACAACUACAACAUCGAGGAGGAACAGGAAGUGAGCAACCUGCUGAACCCAGAUGAGCUCCACGGGCCCAGCAGAAUCUCCACAGCCAAGCAGGUCAAACAGAGUCUCAGUCAGACUAAUGUAGACAGAGAGGAGAAGAAGAGAGACGCAGAGAAACCGACCAACCACAGCUUUCCUUUCUUCCCUCCGUUCCCUCCUCCUCCUCAGUCGAGCUCAGCGGACCCUGUGACCUUCAUCCCUCCUCCUCCUCCUCCUCCUCUCUGGACGUUUGGCAGGAAAGAGUCCGGGGUCGACUCCGCCUCCAACAUGUUGCUGCUGUGGUACACAUGUGGCUUCCACACCGGCUGCUACAUGGCUCAGCAGAACUUCAGGUCGAGCUCCAAAGACUAGAGCCAGAGAGAAUUCUGGGACGUGACGAGUCGUCUUCAUUUAAAUUUUUUUUAAACAUUUCAAUGUUUUUUUCUUUUGUCAGUUUUCCUGUAGCAGAAACUUUGUUGUCGUUUCUUCAGUUUGAGUUCAGAGUUAAAGACGAACGUUCGCUGUUAAAUGAAUGAAAACGUUUAAACAACAUUUUGUUAAAGAAAGAAAAGUUCAUCAAUAAAAAGAUCAAUAAUUAACAGAA